Molecule: messenger RNA, 987 nt
Organism: Microtus ochrogaster (prairie vole)
Lineage: Eukaryota; Metazoa; Chordata; Mammalia; Rodentia; Cricetidae
Product: olfactory receptor 4D2-like
Biological process (GO): G protein-coupled receptor signaling pathway
Cellular component (GO): membrane
Molecular function (GO): olfactory receptor activity; G protein-coupled receptor activity
Source: RefSeq, a predicted model, not a curated record
AUGGGGGAGACAGAGACGGGACGGGACGUGCAUGGAGAAGACACUGUGGACCAGACCAACCUCACACGAGUGUCAGAAUUCAUCUUGACGGGGUUCUCACAGAGUCCUGAGCUCCAGUUCUUCCUGUUUCUGGUGUUCUUGUUUGUCUACAGCACGACUGUGGUGGGAAACCUCCUCAUCAUAGUCACGGUGACCUCGGAUGUCAGGCUCCACACACCUAUGUACUUCCUGCUCCGCAAUCUGGCGGUCAUAGACCUCUACUUCUCCUCAGUCACCUGCCCAAAGAUGCUGGUGGACUUCUUUCAUGAGACCAAGACCAUAUCCUACCAGGGCUGCAUGGCCCAGAUCUUCUUCUUCCACCUCCUGGGCGGUGGGACUGUCUUCUUCCUCUCUGUGAUGGCCUAUAACCGUUACAUAGCCAUCUCCCGGCCCCUCCACUAUGUCUCCAUCAUGAACAUCAGGCUGUGCAUGGGGCUGGUGGUGGCUGCCUGGAUAGGCGGCUUUGCCCAUUCCAUCGUCCAGCUGUCUCUGAUGCUCCCACUGCCCUUCUGUGGCCCCAAUGUCCUGGAUAACUUCUUCUGUGAUGUCCCCCAAGUGCUGAUGCUGAGACUCGCCUGCACAGACACCUUCCUCCUGGAGCUCCUCAUGAUCUCCAACAGUGGGAUGCUGGAUGUCAUCUGGUUCCUUCUGCUUCUGAUCUCCUACUUGGUCAUCCUGGUGAUGCUGAGGUCCCACUCAGGAGAGGCGAGGAGGAAAGUGGCUUCCACCUGCACCACCCACAUCAUUGUUGUGUCUAUGAUCUUCAUUCCAAGCAUUUACCUGUAUGCCCGGCCCUUCACCCCCUUCCCCAUGGACAAGGCUGUGUCUGUCAGUCACACGGUCAUGACUCCCAUGCUCAACCCUAUGAUCUACACCCUCAGGAACCAGGAGAUGCAGGCAGCGCUGAAGAAACUUGCGCAGCGCCUUGCAAUUUGCAACAGGGAGUGA